This is a messenger RNA of Hypomesus transpacificus, 4555 nucleotides long. It is a transcript of the gene dhx29, whose product is annotated as DEAH (Asp-Glu-Ala-His) box polypeptide 29. Gene Ontology annotation, molecular function: RNA binding; ATP binding; RNA helicase activity. The coding region runs from base 124 to 4263 and encodes 1379 amino acids. Gene Ontology annotation, biological process: translational initiation. NCBI's taxonomy places the organism in Eukaryota, Metazoa, Chordata, Actinopteri, Osmeriformes, Osmeridae. Gene Ontology annotation, cellular component: intracellular anatomical structure. The transcript is spliced from 27 exons. The record is from RefSeq and is a predicted model, not a curated record.
CGUUACGGCAACUACUGAGGAUCAAUUUACAAACUCAUACUGACGUGUGUUGCCUUUCAUCCAAAGCGACUGAUGUGUUUUCCGUUAAAUUGAUCAUUAGAUCCGUAUUUGCACCGUAUCUUAAUGGGUGGAAAAAAGAAGAAAGCAGCGGGGGUCCCUCCGGUUCCACCGGCGGCAGCGGGCAACGUUGCUGCAACUGGAAACGGCGUGGCAGACCCCUCCGCCGGGAGAAAACUGCCACAGAAGCCGAAUCCUGCUAAAGCCACAGUGAAAGACAACAACAAACCCAAAGGUCCUAAGACCUACAGUCUCACCAACACAGCGCAUGUUGACACGGGGGGAGUUUCGGACAAGUCCAUUCUCAAAGUUGUCAUUCAGCCGGAUCUGGAGAAGAAGAUCAUCAAGCUGAUCAACGAGUUCAGGCAGGAGAAUGGAGACCAGGGUGCCGUGUCAGGACGGCUCACCAACAAGAAGCUCCUGGAUCUGUACACUGCGCUGCAGAAGUUCAGCUUCAAGACCGAUCACAUCGAGGAGGCCAUGAAGAGCAGCGUGCUGUAUGGAGGGGAUCUGCAUUCAGCACUUGACUGGCUAUGCCUGAACCUUAAAGAUGAGGAGCUCCCAGAGGGCUUCAGCCAGCGGAUGCAGGAGGAGAACCACAGGACCAAGGCCCGGUUCCAGCCUCCUCAGCAGACCCAGACCCCCGUGCCUCAGGCUCCCAAGGAGCCCCUGAAGGAGCUGGCCAAGGUGUCAGAGAAGGACGAGGGGGCCAGUAUGAAGGAGUGGAUCCUGAGGUAUGCUGAACAGGCCAGUGAAGACGAGGAGGAGGAGGAAGAGGAGGAGGAGGAAGGGAGAGGAAAGGCAGCAAGGAACCCCGAACUGGACCAGAAGUUUGACCCGAAUGACAGGUACCUGCUCCUGACGGCCCAGCUGUAUGAUGCGAGGGAGAUGGCUUCAGCUGCCAAGAGCAAGAGAGACAAGGCAGGCCAGAGGACUGCUCAGGACCGCAUUAGGGUCAUACAGCAAGAGAUGAAGCCCCUGGAGUCCCACCCCAUGUUCAACCCGGCCCUGAAGGUGGUGGACACGCCCCGCGAGGACAGGAAGCCCCCAGCCCCGGCCCCAGCCCAGGCCCCGGCCCCCGAGAGCAAGGACGGCCUCUUCAGCCUGUUUGAGCAGAAAGACAUGCCCCCUCCAGCAGAGAAAGCAGUGAAGAAGAACGAGCCCAAGGACAUCCGCAACCUUGACUACACGGCUCGCAGCUGGACGGGGAAGUCUCCUAAACAGUUCCUGAUCGACUGGGUGAGGAAGAACCUGCCCAAGAGCCCCGCUCCCUCUUUCCAGAAGGUUCCUGCUGGGAGAUACUGGCGCAGCAGGGUUCGUGUCCAGAGGCUGGAGGAUGUGUUGGAGGUGUGUCCCACCAUCCUGACAGAGGACAGCAUGCAGGCUCAACACCUGGCUGCCACUCUGGCUCUCUACAACCUGGUCAAGGGACAGUCGGUGCACCAGCUCCUCCCCCCUACGUACAGGGAGGUGUGGCUAGAGUGGAGCGACGGCGAGCAGCGCGAGGAGGAGCAGAGCCGCACGGCGGCCAACAAGCCCCGUGACCAGUUCAUCGCCCGCCUGCUGACUCGCCUCAAACAGCAGCAGAGCCUGCAGCAGGCCUCAGGGCCGGGGCAGGAGGCCGGGAGCCCGACGCAGGCCGAGGCCCAGGGCGAGCCGGAGGACUCCUGGGAGAGCCUGGCUACCGCGGAAGAGGAAGAGGAGGAGAAGGAGAGGAAGUCCCUCAGGGAAGGGGGCAGAGCCGAGGCCUCCAAGCUCCUCCUUCUGAAAUCGCGCGGCUCCGCCCUCUGGCGCCGCCUGCAGGCUGAGCGCGAGCAGCUUCCCGUGGUCCAGCACCGGGGCCGCUUGCUGGACGCCCUGCAGCGCCACCGUGUGGUGGUGGUGUCGGGGGAGACGGGCAGUGGGAAGAGCACCCAGAUUCCCCAGUUCAUCCUGGAGGAGCUGCUGACGGCGGGCGCUGCGGCGCAGCACUGCAACAUCGUGGUGACCCAGCCGCGCAGGAUCUCCGCCAUGAGCCUGGCCAGCAGGGUGGCACAGGAGCUGGGGAGCGACGACGGGCCCGGGGCCAAGUCGUCCCUGUGUGGGUACCAGAUUCGGAUGGAGAACCGAGCGGGGGACUGGACCCGCCUGCUGUACUGUACCACCGGGGUCCUGCUCCGCAAACUGCAGCACGACCCACUGCUCAGCUCUCUCACACACAUCAUCGUCGACGAGGUCCAUGAGCGCAGCGUCCAGUCUGACUUCCUGCUGACCAUCCUGAAGGACGUGGUGCAGCGGCGCUCUGACCUGCACCUGGUCCUCAUGAGCGCCACGGUCCAGUGUGACAAGUUCUCGGCCUACUUCAACCACUGCCCGGUGGUCACCAUCCCUGGGAGAACUUUCCCUGUGGAGGUGUUCCAUCUGGAGGACAUUGUGGAGGAGACUGGCUAUGUUCUAGAACAGGAUUCUGAGUACAGCCAGAAGAUCCUGGAGGAGGAGGAGGAGGUCAGUCUGGCCGUCACCCUGAGGGGGGGCAAGAGCCAGCAGCACCAGGAGUUCAUUGUGAAGGACUCGGGCUCGGGCUGGGACUUGGGUCCAGACUUGGACCACUUCAGCGGUCGGACCCGGCACGCGCUCCAGUACAUGAACCCCAACAAGAUCAACAUGGACCUGGUUUUGGACCUGCUGGAGUACCUGGAUAAGUCCCCCCAGUUUGCAGUGCUGGAUGGGGCCGUGCUGGUGUUCCUGCCGGGCCUGGCUCACAUCCAGCAGCUGUACGACCUGCUCAGCUCAGACAAGAGGUUCCGCUCCAAAGACAGGUACAAGCUGGUGGCGCUGCACUCAACUCUGUCAUCCAAGGACCAGGCUGCUGCUUUCACAGUGCCCCCCGCUGGCGUCAGAAAGAUUGUGCUGUCAACAAAUAUAGCUGAGACAGGCGUCACCAUCCCCGACGUGCUUUUUGUCAUUGACACAGGAAAGACCAAGGAAAACAAGUACCAUGAGAGCAGUCAGAUGAGUUCUCUCGUGGAGACGUUCGUUUCGAAGGCCAGCGCCCUCCAGAGGCAGGGCAGGGCGGGGCGCGUACGCAGCGGCUUCUGCUUCAGACUUUACCCCAAGUUCAGGUUCCAGGCGUUCAUGGAUUACUCUAUACCAGAGAUACUGAGGGUACCGCUGGAAGAACUGUGUCUACACAUCAUGAAAUGUGCGUACGGGUCCCCCGAGGUGUUCCUGUCACGGGCGCUGGACCCCCCCCAGCCCCAGUCUGUCAGCAACGCCCUGAGUCUGCUGCGCAAGAUCGGGGCAUGCCACCCUGACACACACACCCUCACCCCCCUGGGGCACCACCUCGCCACGCUGCCUGUCAACGUCAAGAUCGGAAAGAUGCUCAUCUUCGGCGCCAUCCUGGGCUGUCUGGAUCCCAUAGCGACUAUUGCAGCAGCUAUCUCAGAGAAGUCUCCAUUUUCCACACCUAUGAACAGGAAAGAGGAAGCCAACCUGGCUAAAGCUGCCCUCUCAUUGGCCAACUCGGAUCACCUGACAAUCUACAUCGCCUACUUGGGGUGGAAGAGCUCCCGUGCCGAGGGGUCCAGAGCAGAGACGACCUACUGCAGGAAACACUUCCUGAAUCGCACCGCGCUCCUCACCAUCGAGGAUGUGAAGCAGGAGCUGAUGAGGAUGAUGGAGCAGGCUGGGUUCAGCAGCUCCCGCUCCAGGCCCUCCCCCGCCCAGGGCCCUCCAGGGCAGCAGCAGAUAAGCCUGCUGAAGGCGGUGGUGACGGCCGGCCUGUACGACAGCGUGGGCCGGGUGCUGGUCACGCCCGCCGUGGACGUGCUGGAGAGGGUGGUGUGCACCGCCGAGACCCCCCAGGGCCGGGCACAGGUCCACCCCUCCUCCGUCAACAGACACCUGCACACGCACGGCUGGCUGCUCUACCAGGAGAAGGUGAAGUAUUCCAGGAUCUACCUCAGAGACACCACCCUGAUCUCUCCCUUCCCCAUGCUGCUGUUUGGCGGUGACAUCGACGUGCAGCACCGAGAGCGCCUCAUCUCAUUGGACGGCUGGAUUCACUUCCAGGCUCCAGUGAGGAUAGGGGUGAUCUUCAAACACCUGAGGAAGCUGAUGGACUCCCUGCUGGAGAGGAAGCUAGAGAACCCAAAGAUGAACUUGGAAGAUGAGAAAACCAUCCAGUUGAUCAUAGAUUUGAUCAAAAAGGAGAAUGUCAAUUGACCACUUGGAGGGACUGUUGCUAUGGAGACUCGGACCCAUGCCUGAACACGUCGGCGUAGUUUGAGGCCUCGGGGCUGGCUAGUUGCACGCUAGCUGACUGGAGGUGGACAGACAGAUAAUGAAAUGGACCUUAAGAACUGACAACAGAACAGAUGUGUUUGGGAUAUUCCGUUCACCGAGGCUGCCAGAUACAUAGAUCCAGACAGGUCACAGAGAACAAGGCUGACUGGCUUGUUCUUAUGCUGAAUAUUGUUGGAGCCUUGGAGGAAAAUAAAACGGUUUUGAUUACAAA